Penaeus indicus is the source of this 3164-nucleotide messenger RNA. It is a transcript of the gene l(2)41Ab, whose product is annotated as coiled-coil domain-containing protein 40-like. NCBI's taxonomy places the organism in Eukaryota, Metazoa, Arthropoda, Malacostraca, Decapoda, Penaeidae. Bases 1 to 2775 code for a protein of 924 amino acids. The transcript is spliced from 18 exons. Gene Ontology annotation, biological process: axoneme assembly. Gene Ontology annotation, cellular component: cytoplasm. The record is from RefSeq and is a predicted model, not a curated record.
AUGAGUGACUUGUGGAGUGACGAGGAGCAGGAGAGUGAGCUGAUGGAGGAGCAGGAGGAGGAGGUGGAGGGGAGACGUCAAGGUGACAACGAGAUGGAGGACAUCCUUGAGACAGACGAAGACGACGACGCGUCUGCAACUGGCGGUGCAGCUGUACCUUCCUGGACAUCAGUUCUGAACACCCUGGGGCCAGAUCACCCUCUGCUCAAGCGCUUCCAGGAGGCCAAGAGACGGCAGCUCCUGCAGGAGAAAGAUCAAUUGCAAUUACGUCUUCGCCAGCUGCAACAACAGACUGAAGAUUUCCGCCAAGAAAACGUCACUCUCGGCGCCCAGCUUUUCGACGUGCAGCAGUCAGUCACACGGGCACAGGUAAACCUCGACAAGAUAAAGAGCGAGAGGAAACGCAUCAGACAGGCGAGACAGACGGCCCAGGAGACUCUGCAACACGCCAAGGAGGAGGAGAAGUCGGUGGUGGACGCACUCAACCAGGCGAAGAAACAUGAAAUAACCCUACACCAAGAGGUCAGUCGCAUGGGGUCACGAGUAGCGGUCCUGCAGGCGGCGAGAGCACAGAGCGAUGGCGACGUGACCACCCUCACCCGCGCACUCCACAACACUGCCUGGGAUCGCGCCAACCUCGAGAAGGACAAGAUGUCGCAGGACCUGUUUGUGGAACGCCUAACUGCAGCGCUGGAAAGGGAGAAGGUAACGUUGAAGACCUUGCGAGAAGCCAUUCAGGAGGAGAAGGAAGUGACGAAGGCGCUCGACGCAAGAGCCAGGCUGCAGCAAGAAGAACUGGAGCAACUCGAGUCCGAGGCUGUAGGUGUGAAGAGAGCUUGGGAGGCUAAUGUCCUAGUGUUGCAAAAGCGCUCGGAAGAUCACUCUGCUUCCUACCAACACCUGGAGAAGCUUCUGGCCCAACAAGCGGGUUUGAAGGCAGAGGUCUACAAUACCAGGAAGGUUGUGAGAGAAGAGCAGAUAAGACACGAAAAGGAUUCAGCAAGACUAAUAGCACAGGAACGUGACGUCACAAAGAGACGCGAACGUCUAGCUGUGCUACGGGAGGAGGCGCAGCAGAUGGCCGAACGACACGAGGGCCUCCUGGGGAUUGUGGACCAGCUGGACCAACAAUAUCAACUGCUGAAGAAGGAAGCAUCCGAAGAGGCUCGUCGUCUGGAGCGGGUUUACGGGCGCGUGAAGUCGGCGACCGAGCGAUACCGCAAGAUGGAGGACCUCGCCCUCGAGAAGAUCGGCGAGCACACGGCAGCUUCGAAGGCGGCGCUGAACCUGAGGAAGAGGGUGAAGGAGGCGAGGACGAAGUGCAGGAUGCUGGAGGAUGACCUUGUCGAGCGGGAGAAAUACGCUGCAGAUGCGGCUCUGAGGGCUUCUGAUGGCCGCGCUGCCGUUCUCGCCCUGACCUCCAGCCGCGACGAAGCCCAGCGUGUCGUGGACCAACUCGAUGCUGACGUCGCGAGAUUUGAAAGCGACAUGAGAAGAGGUCAAGAGAAAAUCAGUGCCAACCAGUGUGCAAUUGAUCGACUCAACAAAGAACUUGCCAAAGUGAUUGAAAUUGCUGGGGGAAGCGAAGCCCCUCCGGCGGAGAGAGAAGAGCGACGCCUACGACUCCUCCUUCAGGACAGGGAGACCGAGAGGAAAGUGCUUGAGGAGGAAGCCUUGACUGUUCAAAGGCAGUUACUCGAGGCUAGAGAGGCAAGGGAAGCUUUGGUUCAAAAGACCACGCGAUUGCAACAAGAAUUGACGGUUCUUCGAGGUCGCCAGACACGGCUGGAAGGCACGGUGGAGCGAGAGAAGGGCGCGCUCCUAGAAGCAAAGAGAAGGCAGGAACGUCUCCAUAAGGCCAUAGCCACCCUGGACGCCCGCCUCCAUCAGGAAAAAACCUCAAGGGAAGCCGCUUCGAGGGAAUCCGAACAUACCGAGUCCGAUCUGCUCGCGAAACUGCAGGAGCUGGAGCUCGAAGCCUCACGGAAGGAGAGCGAAGAGGAUCAGCUGCGGAAGAAGAAGGAGCUGACGGAGGGGAAGCUCCUCGAGGCGACGCAGGAGAGGGCGGAGUGGGAGAGGAAGGUGGUGGAGAUGAGGGACGCGAGGGACGCCCUCAGGAAGGAGGUCGGGACGGAGGGCGACCUCCAUGCCAUGAAGACGGAGAUCAACCGGAUGCAGGCGCGUUGGCGGAUGCUGGAGGCGACGCAGAAGGACCUGUCGGGGCGCCUGGAGCAGUGCGUGUCCGUGGAAGGCUCCCUCAAGUCCCGCACGGUGGCCACGGUCGAGAAACUCCGCCGGGAUCCCAACUCCGCCAAGGCCACGAGGCUCAUGCAGGAGGACAUCCUGAAGAGGAAGAUCUCCAAGUGCAAGCGGCGGCUGGGCGAGCUUCAGGAUGCCACCGAAAUGGCGAGGCAGGAGCGCUUACGAGCCGAGGACGAGUGCCAGAGAAAGGAGCGAGUUUAUGCCCAGAACGUGCGUCUCCUCCAGGAAGCCGCGUCCCACCUGGAGGAAAAACUCGUCAAGAAGCAGGAGGAACAACUCCGUCUGCAGGAGCACCGCGCCCGCCUCCGUCACCUGACCGCCCUCAGAGACGGCCGCUACAAAACCCUCACCGCCCACUCCGAGGAGGCCCAACAAGCCCUCAAGAACAGACUGAUCGCCCGCGCUCACGCCUACACGGGCGUGGUGACUCAGCUCGAAGCAAGUUACCCGCAGAUGGAAGUGAAAUUGAGGAAUCUCAAAGUUUUCCUACAGAAUUUCCUUGAACCAAGUUAAUUCCAAGGAAAUGCAUGAAAGCUCGGAUUACCGGGCGCAAAAAUAAUGUGGCUCACGCUGAUGAUUUGGUUAUGUAAUACUUUUGAGUAAUUUACUGAUAAUCUCAAUUACUUUUCUAAUCAUAUGGCAAUCAUUCAUUAUGUAUUUAUUCGAUUUUUUCUUCUUCAUUUCUUCCUAUAUUUAUGUAUUAAUUCGUAAAAUUAAGAAUAGCACUGGAAAUAAGUAUUGUGACAACAUGUAAACAUGCUCAGUAUUUUUUUUUAAUAAACUGAAAUCGCUGGUAAAAGAAAAAAAGUUUUAAAAGUGAGGUUUGUACUGCUGUAGUUACUCUUACUUUUGUUUAUGUCAAGGUUUAUAGUAGUUUUGAUAAUGAUGCUUCCCUGGGGAUC